AUGAAGCGAUAUUGGAUCGACGAGGCUAAGAGGACGUUCAAACGAGUGGACACUUUGCCCAUCAUCAUUCUUGGUUUAAAGAGAGACCUCAGGUCUGAGAACGACCCCAAUGGCAUUAUUUAUCCGCAGGAAGCGUAUCAGCUGGCACAAACCAUGAGGGCAGAUCGAUAUGUCGAAUGCUCGGCUGCGACGGGGGAGCUCCUCAAGCCUGCCUUUGAGGAUAUCUGCAAGACAGCCACCAAGACUACCACUGCAGCUGGGGGGCAGAGCGAGGGGGGCUGUAUAGUAAUGUGA
Molecule: messenger RNA, 294 nt
Organism: Metarhizium brunneum ARSEF 3297
Lineage: Eukaryota; Fungi; Ascomycota; Sordariomycetes; Hypocreales; Clavicipitaceae
Gene: RHO2
Product: GTP-binding protein RHO2
Biological process (GO): mitochondrion organization; small GTPase-mediated signal transduction
Cellular component (GO): mitochondrial outer membrane
Molecular function (GO): GTPase activity; GTP binding
Source: RefSeq, a predicted model, not a curated record